Messenger RNA from Ctenocephalides felis (cat flea), 631 nucleotides. RefSeq lists its product as uncharacterized. NCBI's taxonomy places the organism in Eukaryota, Metazoa, Arthropoda, Insecta, Siphonaptera, Pulicidae. The coding region runs from base 71 to 631 and encodes 186 amino acids. The record is from RefSeq and is a predicted model, not a curated record. The transcript has 5 exons.
AUCAAAUGUAAAUAUAUAAUAUAAAAUUUUAUACAAACUACUUAAGAUAAGAAAUAUAGUGUGAUGUAGAAUGAUAUUAAAGAUGGAUACUGGAUAUUCAAAUGAUGAUUCUGAAACUUGGGAGGAUUUCUUUGGUAGUUCUGUAGAAAUAAAAGGAUCCAUAUUAAAAUUGUGCAACAUACCUACACCUGCAAGAAAACCAUUCAAGAAUCUUAAUGUUUUAUCACCAAAUGUUCAAAGAAUUUUGGCACACUCCGAUUGCAUAUCAGACCCAGUAAAUCAAUAUUUACUUACCCAUCACCACAGAAAAUCAAUCACAGUUUAUGAUAAAAGUAAGUUACCUGUAAGAAAAGCUAAAAGUCAUCACAACUUUCCUUUGUCCGGUGUAGUAAGUAAAAUAUCACAAAGCAGUAAUGAUUUACAAAUACACACAGAAUCACAUACAGAUAAUUUAGAAGAUACAACUAGUGUUAAAAGUCAUUUAUUUACACUACAUCAAAAUAUGGCUGAUAAUGAUAUGGAAAGUAUUUCUGAGACAACAUCAGUAGCUGAUAUCAGUUUAACUUCAACAAUAUCAGAUUGUAGUAAUAGUCAGAACAAUUCACCCGUUUGCAGGCUUACGCUUUGUUAG